Molecule: messenger RNA, 3643 nt
Organism: Vombatus ursinus (common wombat)
Lineage: Eukaryota; Metazoa; Chordata; Mammalia; Diprotodontia; Vombatidae
Product: muscarinic acetylcholine receptor M3
Exons: 5
Coding region: 584-2344 (586 amino acids)
Biological process (GO): saliva secretion; positive regulation of smooth muscle contraction; chemical synaptic transmission
Cellular component (GO): synapse; dendrite; plasma membrane
Molecular function (GO): G protein-coupled serotonin receptor activity; G protein-coupled acetylcholine receptor activity
Source: RefSeq, a predicted model, not a curated record
CACACCCCGGGUGGGGGACUGGUUCCCCUUCUUUCCUUAGUCUGUGCCCGCGGACCCUACAGAGCUUCGGGUUCGAUCAUGAACCGGAGUCUACAAAGCGUGAAUCUGGUCGGGCAUCUUGGUCCUAGGUCAUUUUCUCGCUGAUCCUGCCUAGGACGGGAGGAGGAGGCAGAAAGUGGGGUGUCGAGUCUGGCCACCUUGUUGAGGGCACCGGAAAGGUCCUGAAAAGGCGGAGGUACCUGCAGUGCCCUGAGGUCCCGGCCACCAGAUAUGGAUGAUUAUAGAAGAUACUUUAGCGAUGAGUUUUAUAACAGAUUGUGGAUUGGAUGAACCAUAUUCAUUUGCAACAUGAUGUUUAGUACCAGGACUCUUCCCUGUCAUUGGUUUCCUUCAAGAAGAGAAAUACAGCACAGUGCCCGGUCCAGUGGCUUGAUUUGAUGUUUCUACCUGGAACAUGUGGUGUGUUCUCAGUGCCUGUGUCUGAGUCAUAUCAUUGAUCUUUCAUUUAUUUUCUCUGAUCCUCACCAUCCAUCUCCAUCAAGAGCAAAGGAGGAAAGAUCAAAGAAGACUAUGCCAGAGAGCCAUGAUGACCCUGCACAGUAACAGUACAACCUCUUCCUCAUUUGUUAACAUCAGUUCUUCCUGGAACCAAGGCACCUCAGGCCCAGGUCUUCCCCCUCGCUAUGGCAGCUACAACGUCUCUCAAGCCUCUGAGACUUUUUCCAACAAUGCUACAAACAAUGACCCUCUUGGUGGUCACACCAUCUGGCAAGUGGUCUUCAUCGCCUUGCUGACUGGCAUCCUAGCCUUGGUGACCAUCAUUGGUAACAUCCUAGUGAUCGUGGCAUUUAAAGUUAACAAGCAGCUAAAGACGGUCAACAACUACUUCCUCUUGAGCCUGGCUUGUGCUGAUCUGAUCAUUGGUGUUAUUUCAAUGAACCUUUUUACCACGUACAUCAUCAUGAACCGAUGGGCUUUGGGGAACUUAGCUUGUGACCUCUGGCUCUCUAUUGACUAUGUGGCCAGCAAUGCUUCGGUCAUGAACCUUUUGGUCAUCAGCUUUGAUCGGUACUUUUCCAUCACCAGGCCACUCACAUACCGAGCUAAACGAACAACCAAAAGGGCUGGUAUGAUGAUUGGCCUUGCUUGGAUCAUCUCCUUUAUCCUUUGGGCUCCUGCCAUAUUGUUCUGGCAGUACUUUGUUGGGAAAAGAACUGUUCCCCCAGGGGAGUGUUUCAUCCAGUUCCUCACUGAACCUACCAUUACCUUUGGCACUGCCAUAGCUGCCUUUUAUAUGCCUGUGACUAUUAUGACUAUUUUAUACUGGAGGAUCUACAAGGAGACUGAGAAACGUACCAAAGAGCUUGCAGGACUACAGGCCUCAGGAAGCGAUGCAGAGGCUGCCCACUUUGUUAAUCCAACGGGCAGCUCUAGGAGCUGCAGUAGCUAUGAGCUCCAACAGCAAACCCUAAAACGCUCAACCAGGAAGAAGUAUGGCCGCUGCCAUUUCUGGUUCACAACAAAGAGCUGGAAACCCAAUGCUGAACAGAUGGAUCAAGAGCACAGUAGCAGCGACAGCUGGAAUAACAAUGAUGCUGCUGCCUCUCUUGAAAACUCUGCCUCAUCUGAUGAGGAAGACAUUGGCUCGGAGACAAGAGCCAUUUACUCCAUUGUGCUGAAGCUCCCGGGUCACAGCACUAUCCUGAACUCCACCAAAUUACCCUCAUCAGAGGACCUGCAAGGAUCAGAGGAGGAGCUGCAAAAAACCGACUUGGAGAAGAAAGCUAACAAGCUACAAGCUCAGAAGAGCAUGGAGGAUGGAGGCAGCUUUAGGAAGAGCUUUGCCAAGCUUCCCAUUCAAUUGGAGUCAGCUGUGGAGACUGCCAAGACACCAGAGGCCAUUUCUUCUGUUGCUAAGACAACAGCAGCUCUGCCUCUUUCCUUCAAGGAGGCCACACUGGCCAAAAGAUUUGCCCUAAAGACCAGAAGUCAGAUCACUAAACGGAAAAGGAUGUCGCUCAUCAAGGAGAAGAAAGCAGCACAGACCCUCAGUGCAAUUUUACUUGCCUUUAUCAUCACCUGGACUCCGUAUAACAUCAUGGUCCUGGUGAACACCUUUUGUGAGAGCUGCAUCCCUAAAACCUAUUGGAACCUGGGGUACUGGCUCUGUUACAUCAACAGCACAGUGAACCCCAUGUGCUAUGCACUGUGUAACAAAACGUUCAGAACCACAUUCAAGAUGCUGCUGCUGUGCCAGUGUGAUAAAAGAAAGAGGCGCAAACAGCAGUAUCAGCAAAGGCAGUCAGUUAUUUUUCACAAGAGGGUACCACAGGAGGCUUCAUAAAAUGAAAAAUUUUUAAAACAACAGCAGCGACCAAACACACAUGCACUUCAACCCCAUACACCUUGAGAAAGGGAAAGGGGAGGAUUUUUUUUUCUGGUAUUGAUAUUAGACAUUUCAACGUCCAGAUGUGAAAGCCGCUGCCUGGCUGAUGUAUCCUUUUAAUAAACCUAUUUUAAUAUAAAAAGUCAAAUGCACAUUAAGCAAAAGAAAAAAAAUAUACUACUGGAUGGUAAAACAUUAACUCGGAAGUUGUUCCUUUACCACUUUAAAUGGUUUUCCUAAAAAGGGAGGAAAGCAAAGUUGUACAGUAGUUAUAAACCCAUUAUUGACCUGCCCAGGUCCAUUGAGUCAUAUCAGCUCUGGGAACUCAGGUAAGCACAUCAAGCUGGCCUAAUUUCCAACUUCUUUCCAAGGAUCCUGCAAGUAUUGAUCUAGCCUCUUGGACAGAGGAGGCCAGCAAGAAGGUGGUUGUGAAAAGUUUUAACAUGUUACGAGGCGGCAUCUUGUUGUCCCAAUAGAGCUUCCUGUCUUCUCUUUGGUGUAUCGUUGUUAAACCCUACCUACCUGUGGACUUGAUCCUCCAUCCUUACGGAGUACUGUUUUGUGCAGCUAAAGUUUCAUGUAUAUGAAAAUAAAUACGUAUAUAUGUGUGGGUACAGAGCGCACACACACAUGUAUAUAAUAUACUGGGAAACAACAAAACUGGCAAAUUAUUCCUGCAAUACAUGAUUUCAGUAUUUCGGCAACUAAAGUUCUCUGGAAACCUAACACAACACAAAUGUACAACGUGAUCCAGAUGAAAGAAGUAUCACUUAAUGCUUUUAAAUCAAGAGUGUUUUUAGGGGCCAUUCAGAGAACAGCAGAAUCCUAUCCAAAGUACACCCAGAUGAGGCCGGCAUUGUACGGCUGUGCCUAUUAGAUGCCCUCAUGUUCAGUCUGAGCAGCUAAGCAACAUCAGCAGAUCUGUGGAGAUUGGUGGUCUCAAGACCAUCUGAGUCCAGAUCAGCCAGGAAAAUCAACCUCUUCUGGGCUCUAGCACCCUACACUGAGGACUGGGUAGCCAGCUGCAUUGGUUUAAAGCUUUCUGUACCUGUGCUAAGGCCCAGGCCCCUUGGAUCUCAAAAAAUGAAUUGCAACACAGUGUUUUUGAGUUCUCCACAGUCUCAGAUCUGAGCUUGCGGCUAAACAAAAUUUCUGUGAUAUGCUUGAAACUCGACAUUAGUGACGUGGCUGUCUGGGUCUCAUCAAUUGCAAUAUUUCUGGUAAUAAUAAAAGGAAAAGUUUUUUUUUUAAAAAAAG